AGUUUUAUAGGAGGAAGUAAUGUCUCUGCCUGUAAACCUAUACCCGUGGGCAAUGCGAAAGUUUAAACGACUGAAGAGCAAUGAACAUGGCUAAAGAUAUUCUGAUCAGAGCGUUGUUUUUUUCGUUUGUGAUCUUAUAUUCUAAAUGCCAAGUGGAAUACAGAAAAGGGGUAAAAAUCGAGACAAUAGUUCCCCCUUCUCCCGGUUGCUAUGGAGUCAACUAUGGCGAUUUUUACCUUGUACAUGACAACAUGACUCUGGAAGACGGGACUCGGUUACACAGUACAUUCUGGUUAGAUGGCCGGCAUGUUCCGGGUAGAUGGUAUUUUGGGGAGCAGAUGAACGGUAUUAACAUAGGCUUACGUGGGUCGUGCAGGGGAGAGAAGCGAAACCUGACGAUACCCCCUCAUCUUAUGUACGGCAGUGAAAAUAAAACCAUCAAUCUCAUUCAAAUAGUACCUGCUAACUCCACAAUUCUCUACCAAGCCGAAAUGCUGGACGUUGUUCCUAAGGCAGAAAAAACACUUCUAAUGGACUUCAUUUCGGCGGAUUGGAACGCUGAUUGGUUCGUGGACUCCUCAGAGAUUGAUCGUGUGCUAACGAGAGAAAAGCACCUCCGGCGGAUGCUGCGGAUAGCGCUUGGAAUGGACAACAUGGUAGAAUUAGCCGUCGAGUGGUUUGACAGAAAUGGCGAUGGUGUGCUGGACAGACUGGAAUAUUUUGAAAUGUCGAGAACGAUCGGCCUGGAACAGCUGAGGAAGGAAGUUGAAUCAAAAUCUAAGGACGAAAUUAGCACUUCAAACUCCGAUAUAGACGUUCAUUCUUCUAAUAGUCCGAAAGAUGAAUUGAGUACACAAAGCACAAAGAAAAUGGUUCCAAAAUGUACCGCAUUCCUCUUACUGCUGACAGUCAAGUGUGCCAUGGUGCUUAGCAAUGACCAGGAAGAUAUCAGCUUUAAGGUGAUCACGCCUCCUGGUGAAUGCGAGCAAAAAGUUGAAGAUGGAAAUAAGGUGUCUGUGCAUUUCAUAGGAUGGUUGAAAGACGGGACAGAAUUCGAAAACACAUACAAGUAUGACACACCAUUUCAUUUUAUCGUGGGAUCUAAAAAGGUCCCUGUGGGUUUGUCUAGAGGAGUGACGGGCAUGUGUAUCGGAGAAAUCCGGGAAAUUGACGUGCCCCCUCACCUUGGAUAUGGCGACGAAGGGAAAGACAAGGUUCCUGGAGACUCCUGGCUACUUUAUGAGGUGGAAGUUGUGGAGGUGUCUGACAAUGAUACCAUCGACGUUUUUGAGACUUUAGAUGAGAAUAAAGAUGAACAUCUUAAUUCAGAGGAGAUGAAAAGAUAUUUCUCUCUGCCUCAAGUUGCUGAAAUGUUUGGUAAAACAUUGCCUGACGAGAGAGGUAUUUCUUUUCUUACACAAACGAUCAUGAACAUCGGUGACAUUGAUGGCAAUGACUUGAUUACCCGUGACGAGUUCUACGCUAUCGAAGAUUUCCAGAAACAACAGCAAAAACAAAAAGAGGAAAAUGAGAUAGAAUUUAGAGAAGAUCUAACUGAUAAAACAACAACAAUAUUUGAUUCCAUUUUCAGUUAUAAUGGAGACCCGAUUUUGUUUUCGAUUGGAUCAGGACAAAUACUCAAGGGUAUAGAACAAGGCGUGGAAGGCAUGUGUGUGGGUGAGAAGAGACGCUUAACCGUGCCCCCCGCGCUGGCAUACGGAUCUAAGGGAACGGGUGAUGUGCCAGGCGGGGCUACCGUUAUUUUCGAUGUUGAAAUGCUGGCUGUUAAGGAUCAGUUUGACGUUAUAGAUCAGUUCCAUAAAUUGGAUGUCAAUAAGGACGGGGCCCUUGACUUCAAAGAGAUAGAAGAAGUGGUAUCCGGAGAACAUUUCCAGAAAAUGAUGCCAUUGAAAAUUGAUGAUAGUACGCGCUUCGUGAUGAUACAAACGCUGUUUUCCAUGGCGGAUAAAAAUCGUGACGGUCUUUUGGACCCCUCAGAAUUCACACACCUGUCCAAGGUGGGAGCCAACGCCAUGAAGAAGAAAACAGGCUCAGACGAACUGUAGAAAAUGUGCUGUUUGACUUACGUUAAUACCUGUAUUUGUUAUUUUCAAUACAUCUUUAGUUUAGGUUA
Ostrea edulis (European flat oyster) is the source of this 2134-nucleotide messenger RNA. Its product is annotated as peptidyl-prolyl cis-trans isomerase FKBP10-like. Bases 81 to 2066 code for a protein of 661 amino acids. The transcript is spliced from 11 exons. Lineage: Eukaryota; Metazoa; Mollusca; Bivalvia; Ostreida; Ostreidae. Gene Ontology annotation, molecular function: calcium ion binding; peptidyl-prolyl cis-trans isomerase activity. The record is from RefSeq and is a predicted model, not a curated record.